This is a messenger RNA of Vidua chalybeata, 2009 nucleotides long. It is a transcript of the gene IL18R1, whose product is annotated as interleukin 18 receptor 1. The transcript has 10 exons. Gene Ontology annotation, molecular function: interleukin-18 receptor activity; interleukin-1 receptor activity; interleukin-18 binding. NCBI's taxonomy places the organism in Eukaryota, Metazoa, Chordata, Aves, Passeriformes, Viduidae. The coding region runs from base 1 to 1698 and encodes 565 amino acids. Gene Ontology annotation, biological process: positive regulation of type II interferon production; interleukin-18-mediated signaling pathway. The record is from RefSeq and is a predicted model, not a curated record.
AUGACUCUGAUGAUUUUUUUUGUCAUGUUGAUCAUGGAAUCUGCCGCUGAGAAGCUGUGUCCCCUUCGUGCCUCCAUUGAUGUUUUAGAAGGGGAAUAUUUUUUCCUUUGUUAUCUUGAGUCAAGGCAAGAACAUUUUCAGGAAGAAGCAUACACAAUAAACUGGUACAAAGAAAGUGCUGGAAAGCAGCAAUUGAUAAAGGAAACACACAGAAUUGUUUCACAAAUGAAUUUUCUGGAGUUUUGGCCAACUGAACUCAGUGACUCUGGGAAUUACUCUGUCAUUCACAGCAAUGGAGAACAAAAUUUCACAAUUCAAAAAUGGACAUUGAAUGUACUUGAAAGAAAUAAAAGCAGCUGUUUCAAUGAAAAUCAUUUAACUACAGAAAUUAAAAGUGCUGGAACUGGUCAUUCACUGAAAUGCAGCGAUUUGUCUGUCUAUGAAAAUGACAGCAUAACAUGGUAUAAGGACUGUAAGAAUUAUGAACAUGAAACAGAGAGGGAACUAAAUUUUAGAACCUUAACAGUACAAAACUCUGGGAUAUAUACCUGUAAAAUUUUAAUCAGUCAUGAAGGAACGAUAUACCACAGCACAAAUACAAUUAAACUUGUCGUAGAAGAAGAUGCACCGGAGGCUUUCACUUUGGAGAUAGUUGGACGUCAUGAAGUGAUUGAAACAGAAAUAGGUAAAGAAGAGAUACUCAAUUGUACAGGUUUCUUGGGUUAUUAUAUGCAAGAAGAUGCCAGCCUCUACUGGUUAAUUAACCAAACAUUUCCAGUACAAUGCACAGGUAUCCCUGAGAAUGAACCUUCAAUAUGUGAAGAAGAACUCAAAAAACUACAGUUGGGAAACAAGUUCUAUAUCACAAGGCUACUACGAAUUAAAAGCAUAAGAGAUGAGGACAUGCAUCAUAAUUUCACCUGCAUGUUGCAAGCUGAUGAAACCACACAGAUAAAAAUUGUAAAACUAAAGAAAGGGAAGAUUCAAGACUUGCCAGUGCAUGUAUUUACCACUGGAAUGGUCCUUGCUCUGCUAUUUCCAUUUGUUGCUGUAGCUGCAGUGUUUGUGUUUGUGAUGUUUAGGGUUGACUUCGUUCUGUUUUACAGAAAUAUAUGCAGGAGAGAUGAUACUGCUGGAGAUGGAAAAGAAUAUGAUGCAUUUGUGUCUUAUCUGAAAGACUGUGUUUCUCCUACUGAAGAAGAGAGAGAAUUUGCUUUGAAGAUAUUGCCCAUGAUAUUAGAAGAAAACUUUGGGUACAAGUUAUGUAUAUUUGAGAGGGAUGUAUUCCCUGGAGGAGCGUUUGUUGAUGAUAUCCAUUCAUUCAUUGAUAAAAGCAGAAGAUUAAUCAUUAUACUGAGCCAGAACUACGUUUCUGACAGAGCCAUAUAUGAACUUCAGAGUGGAUUGCAUAAAGCUCUAGUUGAAAGAAAAACUAAGAUCAUAUUAAUUGAAUAUAUGCCUAUAAGUGACUACAAUUUCUUGCCAGAAUCACUGUCACUUUUACCAUCAAAAAGGAUGGUUAAAUGGAAAAAGGAUAAAUCCCUUCCCGUGAAUUCCAGAUUUUGGAAGAACCUUCGGUACCUGUUGCCAGCAAAGCCUAUCAAGACAAAGACCAAAGGGCACUAUAGUAAUCUUGACUUAGGCUCAGAAGCUUCUCAACCCUGGACUGAGGGCUGUGACUUUAAUGCAAUCGUAUAACAAUUCUGGAGACAGAAGAUGUAGCAGAAAACUGUGUGUUUUGCUAACUAAUAGAACUAAAUGAACUAAUAUUUUGAGAAAUAGUUGAUUAAGAGUCCAGCUCUGAGAUCUGAGAAGAAUGCAGAAGUUACUGCAGUGGCCAGGAUGAUGUUAACCCCAAUUAAUAAAUCCCAUCCCAGAGAAGGUUUCCUCAGCAAUCUGCAGAAGGUGCAGAAGUUUCAUUCUGCUUAGGACUUACCACAUGGCAUAAAGCACAAUAAAAAACAUUUUUAUUUCAUGAUUUUCAGUGAUGUUGAAUGAUGCUAUUUUUA